This is a messenger RNA of Parasteatoda tepidariorum (common house spider), 604 nucleotides long. RefSeq lists its product as uncharacterized. NCBI's taxonomy places the organism in Eukaryota, Metazoa, Arthropoda, Arachnida, Araneae, Theridiidae. The record is from RefSeq and is a predicted model, not a curated record.
CCGAAAACAUUCAUUGAAAUGGCUGAUUGUAGUCCACGAGAAUGUGAUCAUCACUGUGCACAAGUGUGCCGACAAUAUGCAUGCCCUUGUGAUUACGAACCAGGAUAUACACCUAUAAUCGCAGAAAAAAGAAUUUGCUGCAAAUGGGAAUUAGAAUCCCCUGUUCCAUCCAAAAGUGUGUACACCAAGGACGAUCCUGAAAUGAAAGACACGCUCACAAGGUAUUUCGGAAUGGCAAGAUCCCAUAGAAAUCCCCAUGAUCCGAUGCGUUUUACCGGCAUAAACCAUAUUCCAAAGCUUUUGCAUGCUGAUAUUUCUUCAUUGGAUUUUGACUACUCUAAUAUUCUCAAAGAAAGAGAGGUGAUGCUUGCAGCCACUCAACCAGGUGACACAUUUUGUAAGUUCAAAAGCAUAAGGCCUUAUAAUAAAACAAAUCAUAACUGGUAUGACAUCCCAUCUGGUCACCUGAAUCUUGGAGAGAGGAAAUCUGAUAGAACAAGGAUACCACCAGGACGAAUUUCUGCUCAAGGCUUGAGUUGUGGACAAUUGCCCUAUCUAAGCUAAUAAAGAUCGAGUAUUUUUAAAUAAAAAUAUUGUCAUCGCA